AUGUCAGAAUCUUGGCCAAGAUUUUUAGUCAUUUCAACCAUAGAUGAUAGUCCUUUAAAACUUAACCCGUUUGCGAUCUCCAAGGGUAUACAAAGUGCCUGUGGGGAGGUUAAGAACGUCACACGUCUCCGUGGUGGAUCAAUCCUUGUGGAAUGUGCACGGAGACAGCAAUCCGUCAAUCUGUUGGGCCUCCAGCAGUUUGUCAAUACACGGGUUGUUGUCUCAGUGCACAAGACACUGAACUCUAGUAGGGUCAUCGUUCGAGCUCGCUGUCUGUCAGAUAUGACAGGAGAAGAGAUAACAACUGAAUUAAAACCUCAAGGUGUCACCGCACUUAAGCGGUUUACUAGAAAAGCAGAAGAUGGAAAUAUUAUCAAUACUCAAACCUACCUUUUCACUUUUGCUCUCACAACCCUUCCAAAGUCAAUAAAAGCAGGUUACUUUAACAUCGGAGUGGAAGUCUAUGUUCCAAAUCCACUCCGAUGUUACAAGUGUCAAAAAUUUGGUCAUGGUGCCAAGACUUGCACUAACAAGGCAAGGUGCUUCCGUUGCAGACAAACUCAUGAGAGUUCAGACUGCACAAAUGCGAUCCGGUGUGCCAACUGCAACUUGUCCUCAUCAAAAGCAUGUCCUGCCUUUAUUCUUGAAAACAAAAUAUUGAAACUCAAGCAUACUAAUAACAUUUCAUACACAGAAGCUAAAAAGUUAUCAGUUCCUCCACAAAUACCUUCUUCUAAAAGCUAUUCAGCUGCAAUCUCUUCUUCUCCGGUUCCAUGUACCAAGGUAACUACAGUCUCCAUAGAAUGCCAGACUUCUAUCUCUUGGCUGAAGGAUGACCAAAUUACCAUAGAUGACACCAUUGAGGCAUCUCAAAGCUAUCCAGUGAUAUCAACUUCUGCUACCCAAACUGAAAACUUUCACUCUCCACCUUCUGAUCUAGACCGUGACACUGUAAAGGAAUUAGAAACAUUUCAGGGCAAAGCCCAUUUAUCGAAAUCAGCUAAAAAGCAAAUGAGGAGAAAAGCCAGAACACUCCAACACUUGGAGGUGCCUUCUCCUGUGACAACCACUGUAGAGGUUCAUAAUCCGUUUGAGCCUCUGGAGAUGGACGUCACUCCCACACAACCAGUCCAUGAGAGUGGACGUACCUCCCGCUCAAGAUCCCAAGUUGAGCCGCCAUGA
This is a messenger RNA of Haliotis rufescens (red abalone), 1182 nucleotides long. RefSeq lists its product as uncharacterized. The transcript has a single exon. The record is from RefSeq and is a predicted model, not a curated record. Gene Ontology annotation, molecular function: nucleic acid binding; zinc ion binding. Lineage: Eukaryota; Metazoa; Mollusca; Gastropoda; Lepetellida; Haliotidae. Bases 1 to 1182 code for a protein of 393 amino acids.